AUGUACAGAGCGGCAGUAGGUUGGGCGUUCGCGGCCCUGCUGGUGUCCAGCUCGCUGGUGGGCACGUUCUCCUACCCCAACGUGCACGUGAGCGCGCCCGCGGCGGCGUCGCCGCAGCCCCAGCAGGCCGGGGCGGCGCGCAACUUCUACCCGGUGAAGGGGCCCCGAGACGUCCCGGAGCAGCGGGUCGAGCGGAAGUUCGCCGAGAAGCCCAACCACGUGAAGAAAGUGGCGCUCGACCGGUUGGACGACAUCGAGACGAACUCCAUAGGCGAGAGCUCCGCCAUCGGCGGCGGCUUCUCCUGGUCGAACCUCUUGGGCAUGGUGAUGCAGAUGAUCUUCAACCCGGGCGGCGGCAACAACCAGGGGCCGAGCAAGUCCGAGGUGCUGGAGGACGGGCCCAUCCAGCCGACGUCGCCGUGGGCCAAUUUGCUGUCGGUCGGUUUGAAAAUUCUCACCGCCAUUUUGGGGGGCGGCAACACCGCCAGCGACGGUAUCGAUAAGGUUGACAACGGAAACUCGCCGAUGCAGGGUGUUCUGGAAGCCGUGGUCUCAGCUGUGGUGGGAGACAGGGAUCCUCAGCAGGUUAACAAGAUAGCUAGGCAGGCCGGUGAGUUCAUUAACAUCGUGGUGAACCUGCUGGACGCCCUGAAGACAUCUUUCUCGCACCGAUCCAUGAUGGCCAGACACUUGGGCAGGAAAGACUCCAUCAGCGACGCCGCGACGGCCAGUCUCACGAUGGUGAAGGGGUACUUGAGGUCCCUGAAGACGGGAGACACCAAGUGCAUGGAGAGAUACGUCUGCCAGGCCAACAGCGAGUGCUCCAAAGACAUCGGGCAGAGCUCGCUCUACUGCCACCUCGGAAGUUACGCCGUGAGUUUCAUUCUGGACAAAUCCGUCGGGACGCCGUCGUUCGACGUGUUCUACGAGGCGGGCCGAAGGGGCCGGUACGGCGACAACUGCCAGGAGAAGUACUUGGAGUGCAACGAAGUUUGAGCGCGUCGACUAACUCUCCUGUGAAUUAGAAAGCGGACGAUCGAGAAUUAAUCGGUGGUU
Messenger RNA from Phyllotreta striolata, 1056 nucleotides. NCBI's taxonomy places the organism in Eukaryota, Metazoa, Arthropoda, Insecta, Coleoptera, Chrysomelidae. The record is from the annotation of a GenBank genome assembly.